Messenger RNA from Dendronephthya gigantea, 912 nucleotides. RefSeq names its product probable serine/threonine-protein kinase ireA. Gene Ontology annotation, cellular component: IRE1-TRAF2-ASK1 complex. Lineage: Eukaryota; Metazoa; Cnidaria; Anthozoa; Malacalcyonacea; Nephtheidae. The transcript has 2 exons. Gene Ontology annotation, molecular function: ATP binding; RNA endonuclease activity; protein serine/threonine kinase activity. The coding region runs from base 1 to 912 and encodes 303 amino acids. Gene Ontology annotation, biological process: protein phosphorylation; IRE1-mediated unfolded protein response; intrinsic apoptotic signaling pathway in response to endoplasmic reticulum stress. The record is from RefSeq and is a predicted model, not a curated record.
AUGUCGACCAGAGGUAGUGGCGUUCAUCCACCCUCCAGCUUUAAGGAUGUCUUUCAACGGAAUGCCGGACUUCAGCCCACAAGACGUCGAUGCCGAACGAUUGGCAUUCCGAUGCAGGCUUUUAUCGCCGACAAGCAAUUCAGAAUUGGUGAUGGUGGAUAUUCAAGUGUCUAUGUUGGUCUCAUGAAGGAUGGGACUGAAGUUGCUGUUAAGAAAAUGAUCGUACAAAAGUGUGAUGAAAUAGCUGAAAACGAAAGGGAAAUUAUGAGUCUUGUUAAAACAAGCGACUCACCAUUUAUAGUGAGUUAUCGACAUUUUUACCGUGACGAUACCUUCAUAUAUCUAUUUCUUGACCUUUGCGAGGAAACCUUGAGGCAACUUGUUCAUGCAUCCAGUAUUGAACAUCUACAAGAGCAUGGUCCACGAAUGAUUAAGGAAAUUCUAUCAGGACUUGAAUUUCUUCAUGGUAAAAGAAUGUUGCACAGAGAUCUAAAACCAUCAAACGUCCUGGCUGAUAUCGAGGGUCGCAUGAAAUUGGCAGAUUUUGGAUUAAGCAGCGUUCUAAGAGACGAUGAAACUACAGUUGAAACAGAAGCUAAAGGCACUCACGGAUGGAUGCCAACAGAAGUAAUUGAAGCAAUAGAAAAAAAAGAAAAAGGUCCUUUCAAAAAGAAAUCGGAUGUCCAGGUAGCGGGUAUGAUUGCUUUCUUUAUCUUAACAAAAGGUGGACACCCUUUUGGUCAAUCUUGGUUUGAACAAAUGAAAAAUAUUUUGAAAGGAAACUCUGUCAAUUUAAAGAAACUUGGUGAUCGUAAAGCUCGAAAGUUUGUGUCGUGGCUGAUUCGUCACAAGAUUGAUAAGAGACCAUAUGCUGAGGAAGCGCUGUGGGACUCUUUCAUCAAUAACGAUUGA